AUGGGAAUAAGAGAGCAUCGCGAUGAGGUUCGCGGUGGAAUUUCCAGGUGGUUCAUGGGACUAAUGAGAUUGCUAGAGAUUGAAGCUUGGAUGCUCACUUCUCAUAAUGAAUGGAAAAUUUUUACUGAAUUGAAAAGUAGGAAGGUGGAAUUCCAGGUGGAAGAAUCCUUAUCUUUGGCACUGUCAGUUGUAUACAGUGUGCUAUCCCAAACCUCUAAUGCUGGUGACAUAGCCAUCUACUGGGGCCAAGCCAGUAACGAGGGAACCCUUCUCGAGACAUGCAAUUCCGGAAGAUACAAAUAUGUCAUCCUUUCUUUUCUCAACAAGUUCGGCAACGGCCAAACACCCGAACUCAACCUCGCCAGCCACUGCAACCCCGCCAGCGGCGGCUGUCGGGUGGCGAGCAAAGGCAUAAAGGCUUGUCAAAAGAAAGGGAUCAAAGUUCUUCUCUCCAUUGGAGGAGGCAUUGGAAAGUACACUCUAACUUCCAGAGCCGACGCCAAAAAGGUGGCGGACUACUUGUGGAACAACUUCUUGGGUGGCAAGUCCAACUCUCGUCCCUUAGGUGACGCCGUUUUGGACGGAAUAGAUUUCGACAUCGAGCUCGGAAACACACAACACUAUGACGAUCUGGCAAAGGCUUUAAAGGCUCACAGCACCAAAGUUAAACUGAGUGCAGCUCCUCAGUGUCCAUUUCCUGAUAGGUUUGUUGGUGAGGCGAUUCAGGCCGUCAGCUUUGACUAUGUUUGGAUUCAGUUUUACAACAAUGGUCCAUGCCAGUAUAACGCCAAAACAGGUUCUGUGAAGAACCUGCUCGAGUCAUGGGACAAAUGGAACAAAAAAUUACCUAACGCCAAAAUGAUCUUCAUGGGGUUGCCGGCGGCGAAGAACGCAGCCGGAAACGGGUACAUUCCGCCAAGUGUUCUGAAGUUGAGGGUUCUUCCGACAAUUAAGAAGUAUAAAAGGUAUGGAGGUGUGAUGUUGUGGAACAAGUUUUGGGAUGUUCAGAACAAAUAUAGUAAUGCCAUUCUCGGAAGUGUUUGAGUUCGGUAACUCUGUUUUCUGUGAAAGAAAUAUGAAUAAAGGUCUGAAAUAAUAA
Messenger RNA from Humulus lupulus (European hop), 1099 nucleotides. RefSeq names its product hevamine-A-like. The transcript is spliced from 4 exons. Gene Ontology annotation, molecular function: chitinase activity. Bases 1 to 1044 code for a protein of 347 amino acids. NCBI's taxonomy places the organism in Eukaryota, Viridiplantae, Streptophyta, Magnoliopsida, Rosales, Cannabaceae. Gene Ontology annotation, cellular component: extracellular region. Gene Ontology annotation, biological process: carbohydrate metabolic process. The record is from RefSeq and is a predicted model, not a curated record.